UCCUACAUUGCUUAACUCGAUCCUUCGCCCUUUUGCUUUCACACUCCUUUCUAGUUUGCUCUUGCUGAUCGAUCUCCUGAUUAUAUUAUUGCCUUCUCCUUGUUCUGUUGUUGUUGUUGGAUUAUAGCCAUGGAGCUUCAGCUGGGUCUUGCUCUUCCGACCAAUCCGACCAAAGGCUUCGAUUUAAAUUACUAUGGUUACGAGCCUAAGGAGGUCGUGGUCUCGGGGCUCUGGUUCGAUGGCAAUAAUUGCUACGUGUCUAGCCACCAAGACAUCAAUAUUGACGACAACAAAAAACGUAGUUUUUCCCAAGCCUUUGAGAAUAGUAGCACAGAUAGAGCCGUGCCUCGAACGCUUCCUUUGCUGCUUUGGAACAACCGUCCCAACGAGGAAGACGAUCCCAAAGACCCCAACAAUCAUCACUCUUUAUUCGCUUUUAACAAAAAUGAUGAUGGGGAUCGAGAUGGUGUGGUGGGGUGGCCGCCGAUCAAGUCAUGGAGGAAUAAUAAUAAUAAGAGGGUUUGCCACGACAACCAAGGUGGUCGGAGGUUAUUGGAGAAUGCGUAUGCUUAUUGUGGAGGCAGAAGAUCAAACUCCAUGUACGUCAAGGUGAAGAUGGAAGGAGUUGCAAUUGGCAGAAAAAUCGACUUAACCCUCCAUAAUUCCUUUCAAACGCUCACGGAUACCCUCAUUGACAUGUUUCAGAAAUGGUUGUUGGAAACAGGUCAGAAAAACUCGAACAUCUACAAGCUCGCUUACCAAGACAAGGAAGGAGACUGGCUGUACACUGAAGACGUAUCUUGGAGGACUUUCAUCGGGUCUGUGCAACGUCUCAAGUUGCUGAAGAGCAGCAGUAAAUGAGCAAACAGUACUUAUCGUAACCCGCAGCGUUUUAGCUCUAUAUUUAAAGGGUCUGUAGACUCUCGUAUGGAUUUUGUGACAUGAAUUUUGGAUGACUACGUAAAUAUAGUUUAUUUAGAAGUAGAACAUCCUAGCUAGUGCUAUAACCUAUGGAUAACCGUUUACCCCAAAGUAAGAGGGAAAAAAAAAAAAAAAAAAAAAAACAUAAUUAUAGUUAGAUCUGCUUAAAAUUUCUUUCUUUCCUUCUUGUUAAUGAAUAAUUAGCUGGAAUUUCUUCUUUA
Corylus avellana is the source of this 1142-nucleotide messenger RNA. RefSeq names its product auxin-responsive protein IAA11. NCBI's taxonomy places the organism in Eukaryota, Viridiplantae, Streptophyta, Magnoliopsida, Fagales, Betulaceae. Gene Ontology annotation, biological process: regulation of DNA-templated transcription. The record is from RefSeq and is a predicted model, not a curated record. Gene Ontology annotation, cellular component: nucleus.